Papilio polytes (common Mormon) is the source of this 1731-nucleotide messenger RNA. RefSeq names its product protein fem-1 homolog CG6966-like. NCBI's taxonomy places the organism in Eukaryota, Metazoa, Arthropoda, Insecta, Lepidoptera, Papilionidae. The record is from RefSeq and is a predicted model, not a curated record. Gene Ontology annotation, biological process: ubiquitin-dependent protein catabolic process. Gene Ontology annotation, cellular component: ubiquitin ligase complex. Gene Ontology annotation, molecular function: protein binding. Bases 157 to 1731 code for a protein of 524 amino acids. The transcript has 9 exons.
AGCUGGCCGUGUAGAAUCGUAGAGUUGAUAAAGCCGCGUAAAGACAUAUUGAAAAUAUUCGAUAUCUCGUUUACCUUUGUUUCAAAGAAAAGUUCAAGGUUUCGAUAAAAGUGAAGUGACAUCGCAGUGUAAUGUGUUAGUGGAAUAACAGUUGCGAUGUGGGAUUUGGUUCCGGUUAGAUGUCGAUGGAUAGAGACAUUGAGGAAGUGCGGAAAGACGUUACUGCGGCGUCAACGAAGGCUACUUAGACGUAUUAAAAAGGUGUACCUACACAGCUGGCGGUCGGCUAGCGAGCUAACUAUGCUCGUUGGCGCUAAAGUUGGCGGCGCGACGCCCCUCGUCAUCGCCUGCAGGAACGGACACUAUGAUGUUGCAGAAUACCUGAUAGAGCGAUGUAAAGCAGACAUAGAACAGCCUGGCUCAGUGACAUUUGACGGCGAGACGAUAGAGGGUGCUCCGCCACUGUGGUGCGCGGCAGCGGCAGGCCAUAUGCCUCUAGUGAGGCUGUUGGUGCGCGCUGGCGCAAACGUCAACUCCACAACACGCACACACAGCACCCCACUACGUGCAGCAUGCUUUGAUGGUCAUUAUGAUAUCGUCAAGUUCCUAGUAGAGAAUGGUGCUGACAUAGAAAUAGCGAAUCGCCACGGCCACACUUGCCUGAUGAUCGCCUGCUACAAGGGCCAUAUUAGAAUCGCCAAGUAUUUACUCUCCCUGAACGCGGAUGUGAACAGAAAGAGUGUGAAGGGUAACACGGCGUUACACGACUGCGCGGAAAGCGGCUCUCUACACAUACUAAAGAUGCUGUUAGGACACGGCGCUACGAUGGAUGUUGAUUCUUACGGUAUGACCCCCCUGCUCGCCGCGUCAGUGACAGGCCACACGCAUAUAGUUGAGCACCUGAUCAGCGCGGAGCAGGGCCUGGUGAGCCGGCAACAGAGGAUAGACGCCCUCGAACUGCUCGGAGCUACGUAUGUGGAUAAGAAACGAGAUAUGGUCGGAGCACUCGCAUUAUGGAAACGAGCUAUGGAUGACAGAUUCCCAGCGGACGGCAGCGAUCCAAUACCAAAGCCGAAGGACAUCCCUCGUAUAGAGGCGUAUGACUACGCGGUGGAGCCGGCCGACGCUCAGCAGCUGGAGGAGAUCCUCGCGGACCCUGACGCGAUGAGGAUGCAGGCUUUAGUCAUUAGAGAACGAAUAUUAGGUCCCGCCCACCCCGACACGUCGUACUACGUGCGGUACCGCGGCGCGGUGUACGCGGACGCGGGGCGGUUCGCGCGCUGCCGCCAGCUGUGGCACCACGCGCUCGACAUGCAGCGCGCCGUGCUGCCGCCGCUGUCGCCGCUCACGCAGUCCAGCCUCUACAGCUUCGCCGAGCUCUUCUCCUACAUGCUGGCGGAGCGCGCGCGCCCGCCGCUCAGAGGCCGUAUAGUCCCGCCGGUAUUAUUCGAGGACAUCGAGCCGGUGUUCAGUAAGACGCUGAGUGAGAUAGAGCGCGGCGGCGUGGUUCGCGCGCUGUUGGAACACGGCGCACACAUUGACACCGUUAACUACGAAGGCGAGACGCCCGAAGAAAUCCUCAAAGCGAGCCAACAGACGCUCUUUUCUAUAGUAAACCCUCUACAUUACACCUCACUUAAAUGCCUCGCAGCACGCACUGUUAAAAACUACAGACUUCCAUACAGACAUGUAGUUCCACAAUGUCUACACUCGACAAUUAUAACACAUUGA